UUUUAAUAUCACUUUACAAAAUUUGGCGACCAACACAACAACAGCAGUUGAACACGCUCGAAAAUAAUGGCUGCGUUUUUCGAGGCGGCCUGGAAAUUGUUGACGGCACUCUAGCACUAUAUUUACGCUGCAACUGCACAAGUCAUUUAAACUAUCAACACACUUUUCAACUGUGUUCAAACAGUGCGCUUAUCAACGGAAAAUGGCUAAAUUCAACCUUUGUCGACGACUCUUCACCAUCCAGUUAAUUUGCAUGACAAUCAGUAUCCUCCUUGUUGAUGUUGAAGGUGGAUUUUUCAGUGGAGUGGUUCAAAAAUGCAAAACAAUGACUAGAAGCAUAGCCAGUAUACCGUCGAAACUAGCGGAUGGUGGCCAGUUCGCGACGCAAAAGGUGGUUGGUGCCUUGGGAAACGCCGUCAGGCCGGUGCGGCCGCUCAAGCGGGUCGUGGACGCGACUGGCGGUGCCAUAUCCAACGUGAUGGGGUCCGCCAGCCGCCUGCUGGGAAAGACGGUGGAACCUCCGAAUAAAAUCAUUUUUCUGUACAGCCGUCCGCUCAAGCACCUGGGCACGUCAAGAUUGUACCAGGAAGCGAUCCGGACGGUCAUCGCGCAUGCGCUCACCAACGUGGUGCUGCACAAGGACGAAAUGGACGAGGCUGCGGACACGCCGGCGAACCUGGGUACCAUGCCCGUGCUCAAAUCCGUGGUGGAACAGCUUGAGAGGGCAGGAGCCUCCGACGAUGACAUCGCCGACAUCGUCAGCGUGUUGGGCCGCAACGGCAAACAGGACCUGCCCGUCCAGAUCAAAUCAAAGGUCCUUGGCAUUCUAAAAGAUACAAAUGGAAACUUUAAAAGCGAUGGGCCCAUGAAUGAAUUACGUUGGAUUGCAGAGCACCCUCAUGGAUUCUACCAGAUGGAUGACAAAGAAAGGACUGAUUACAAAUUGAAGACGCAAAAAAAGUAUACGAGUUGUACGGUUUUACAUCCACCAUCCUUCGACAUCACAAAUACAUAAAUUAACUGCGUUGCGGUUAUAAUUUAAAGCAUUGCCUCAGACUUUCUAAUCCUAAUCGAUAGAAAAUGAAUUAAUAAAUUAUUUAUUAAUGAAAUAUAUGUGUAUUUCUGUGAGUUUUA
Molecule: messenger RNA, 1134 nt
Organism: Acyrthosiphon pisum (pea aphid)
Lineage: Eukaryota; Metazoa; Arthropoda; Insecta; Hemiptera; Aphididae
Exons: 4
Coding region: 203-1015 (270 amino acids)
Source: RefSeq, a predicted model, not a curated record